AUGGCUGCAAUCGCCAUUCUCCAGAUGCUUACAGCGGACAGUCCGUCAGGACAUUCCCUGGCUGCUCGAUUGCAUGAGGAUGUGAAACUAGAUAUUGAUCCCCUCCCUUCAGUCCAGCGGAAAGGUCUAAUCGCUGUAAGCAUCAUGGCUUUCCUGUCAUUCAUUGCAACAGGAGGUCUACUAUCUUUCAUUACAUACCGCCUUAUCUUCUGGAAAGGCUCAUACACCAGGUAUAUCGGUUACAACCAAUACAUCAUUCUCAUCUACAACUUGAUUUUGGCCGACUUUCAACAAUCGCUCGCUUUCCUAAUAUGCCUGAAAUGGAUCGCCACCGACAAGAUCAAGUCCGGCACAGCGGGCUGUUUUCUCCAAGGCAUGUGGCUUCAGAUUGGAGAUCCAGGCAGUGGUCUUUUCGUCCUGGCAAUUGCCAUCCACACGUUCCUCCUUGUUGUUUGGGGUCGCAAGAUGUCUCACAAAACCUUCAUCUGCUUCGUUUGCGGUGUAUGGCUUUUCAUCGCUGUCAUUGUCAUCAUUCCAAUUGCUAUGUACGGAGCUGAUGUAUUUGUUCCAUCGGGCGCCUGGUGCUGGAUCAACGAAGAUUACGAAACGGUUCGCCUUUGGACUCACUACAUCUGGAUUUUCUUCGCUGAAUUCGGUACUGUCGUUCUCUACGCUGUGAUGUAUUUCCAGCUCCGCAAACAGAUUUCCCAAUCGUCAAUCUUGGGUAACAGCCAACUCGAAAGUCUGAAACGCUUACGCCGCGUCGUUGGAUACAUGACCAUCUACCCCAUCGUCUACAUCGUUCUUUCACUUCCCCUCGCAGCCGGUCGCAUGGCCACGGCAAAUGGCAACAACCCAUCCCUCACUUUCUUCUGCUGCGCUGGUGCCUUCAUGACAAGCUCAGGUCUUGUAGACGUCACUUUAUACACCCUCACCCGCCGCAACCUCAUCAUCGACUCUGAGCCCAGCCAGGACCGGUCGUACAACAAGUUCGCGAGCAGCAAAGGACGCCGCGGAGAUAACCUGACUACCAUCACCGCCGAGCCCAAAUCCAGGAAACACGCCAUCCACGAGAACACCGAUCUCGAUGGCUCCACUGACAAUAUCGUUCAGCCCAGCGUCGAAAUGGGACCCAUGGGCAAGGUGUACCAGGAGACAACCAUCGAAAUUACAAACGAACCGGCAUCUGCAUACCAAUCAGAGGGUGUCAGUGAACGCUCCAGCAAAGACGACUUUGCUGAACCUUCCUCUCGGACGUGGAGGCGAUGA
Molecule: messenger RNA, 1269 nt
Organism: Penicillium odoratum
Lineage: Eukaryota; Fungi; Ascomycota; Eurotiomycetes; Eurotiales; Aspergillaceae
Gene: gprC
Product: protein gprC
Exons: 2
Coding region: 1-1269 (422 amino acids)
Biological process (GO): adenylate cyclase-activating G protein-coupled receptor signaling pathway
Cellular component (GO): plasma membrane
Molecular function (GO): G protein-coupled receptor activity
Source: RefSeq, a predicted model, not a curated record